AUGACCAGAGUAACGAUUUUCGGCGCUGGUAUCACUGGAAUGUCAAUUGCCAGUCAACUGCCCAAAGACUAUGAGAUCACAAUAGUUGCCCGGGAUCUCCCCGGCGAUGGCCCGUCCCAGCAAUGGUGCAGCCCCUGGGCAUGUGCUGGCUGGGUGGCUCUCGGAGGCACCCCCCUUGAGCAGAAAAUGCAGCUCGACAGUCUAGCCUACUGUUCCCAGCUGGCCACAACUAACCCAGAAUCCUCAGUCAGGUGCUCACAGCUCACAGACCUGCAUGAGGUUGGGGCGACGUCAGCCAAGGAGCUCUGGUAUCAUGAGAUCGUCCCCGGAUAUCAGGAGCUGAGUCCGGCGCAGCUACCUGACGGUCGAACGGCUGAUGUGGCGGUGAAGUACAAUAGCUUCACGCUCACUCCCGCCGUCUUUCUUCCGUGGCUCCGGAGCUAUCUUGAGGCUGAAGGGAUUACAUUCCAGCGCAUAGAGACCAUCAAUUCGCUUGGCGCGCUUUCCCAUAUUGGUCACGACAUUUUGAUCAAUGCGUCGGGCUUGGGCUCAAUGACCCUUGAGGAUGUCCAGGAUGAGAAGAUCAUCAUGGACCGUACAUAUACGACGGUGGUGAAAUCUGAAUUUCGCGGGAGUUUCGUUCGCCGCGCAGCGACUGGCUAUACCUACAUAUUCGGUCGUCACGACGGCACCGCGGUCCUUGGAGGCAUCUCGGAGCCUGUUGACAAUACGAGAAGAUCGACUGAAUCCACACGUACAGAGCUGGUCCGGAUGGCGCACGCAGGCUUACCCAAUGAUUUUCCUUCCGAUAGAGUUUGUGACUACACUUUUGUCACCGACCUCGAAGGCAUUCGACCAUUGAGACUACCUGAAGUAAGAGUGGAGAAGGAGGUGAUCAAUGGGCAGAAGGUAGUCCACGCUUACGGGACCACAGUCGGUGGCUACAUCUAUAGUUUCGGCCUCGGACAAGAGGUUGCAAGGCUAGUAGAUGAAUACGUAUUCACCCAUUAG
Molecule: messenger RNA, 1011 nt
Organism: Clonostachys solani
Lineage: Eukaryota; Fungi; Ascomycota; Sordariomycetes; Hypocreales; Bionectriaceae
Source: the annotation of a GenBank genome assembly